Messenger RNA from Oncorhynchus gorbuscha (pink salmon), 2669 nucleotides. RefSeq names its product coronin-6-like. Lineage: Eukaryota; Metazoa; Chordata; Actinopteri; Salmoniformes; Salmonidae. The record is from RefSeq and is a predicted model, not a curated record. Gene Ontology annotation, molecular function: actin filament binding. The transcript has 11 exons. Gene Ontology annotation, biological process: actin filament organization; cell migration. The coding region runs from base 243 to 1655 and encodes 470 amino acids.
UUCUCUCUCGGUCCUCCUUUCAGACCCCCUCCCUUCUUGCUCGUCUCGCCGCGUCAUAGUUGUACCUCGCGCCCGCCGCCAAGACCGCACCAAGUGUACAAAACUGGACCACAGAGAACCAGAGAAAACACUCCAAUAAGCACGGCGCGUUACCGAGAACAGAAAACUACCAAGGGAAGGGGGAGUGGAGAAUUCGGAGGGCGAACGACCGGUGGGAAUACCCAACAAAUACCGAGCUGACGAUGAGUCGCAGCAUCGUACGACAGAGUAAGUUCCGGCACGUCUUCGGACAGGCGGGGAAGACGGAGCAGGGAUAUGAUGACAUACGCGUUUCCAAAGUGACGUGGGACAGCUCGUUCUGUGCCGUCAACCCAAAGUUCCUGGCCGUCAUUGUGGAGUCCAGCGGGGGCGGAGCCUUCCUCGUCCUGCCCCUCUCUAAGAUGGGUCGUCUGGAUAAGAACCACCCAUUGGUGACUGGCCAUACUGGGCCUGUCCUGGACAUCGACUGGUGCCCUCACAACGACAACAUCCUGGCAUCCUGCUCAGAAGACACCACAGCCAUGGUGUGGCAGAUCCCUGACCAGAUGGGGACCCGGCCCAUAUCAGAGCCCAUCGUGGUCCUGGAGGGACACUCCAAACGCGUCGGCAUUGUCACCUGGCACCCCACCGCACGCAACAUACUACUCACUGCAGGCAGUGAUAACCUGAUAAUAAUCUGGAACGUGGGAACUGGCGAGGCGCUCAUCUCCAUGGACGACCACCCAGACCUCAUCUACAACGUCAGCUGGAACCGUAACGGCAGCCUGUUCUGCACCACCUGUAAAGACCGACGCCUCCGUGUAUGUGACCCCCGCAAGAGAGAGGUGGUCGCGGAGAGGAUGGCUCCACACGACGGGAUCCGACCGAUGAGGGCCAUCUUUACCAGAGACGGAAACCUGUUCACUACCGGCUUCACCAGGAUGAGUCAGAGAGAGCUGGGCUUGUGGGACCCGACAAGUUUUGAGGAGCCCAUUGCACUGCUGGAGUUGGAUACAAGUAACGGUGUGUUGUUACCGUACUACGACCCAGACACCAACAUGGUUUACCUCUGUGGAAAGGGGGACAGUAGUAUCCGGUACUUUGAGAUAACAGAGGAGCCUCCCUAUGUCCACUACCUCAGUACCUUCAGCAGCAAGGAGCCUCAGAGGGGGAUGGGCUUCAUGCCUAAGAGAGGGGUGGACGUCAGCAAGUGUGAGAUCGCCAGGUUAUAUAAGCUUCAUGACAAGAAGUGUGAGCCCAUCGCCAUGACAGUACCUAGAAAGUCAGACCUGUUUCAGGAUGACCUGUAUCCAGACACGGCAGGUUCAGACCCAGCUCUGGAGCCAGAGGAGUGGCUGGAGGGGCGAGACGAGGACCCCACCCUCCAGUCCUUGAGAGAUGGCUACGUUCCCCCUAAGAGCCGCGAGCUCAAAGUGGCCAAGAAGAACGUUCUGGACUCCAGACCCACCACCAGACGCAGCAUGUCCUCCUGCGACGGCUCAGCCAACCUGCCUCCUCAGUUGGUAGAGCGGUUGUUGGAAGAAGUUCAGAAUCUCAAGGCAACAGUUCUGUCUCAGGAGAAGAGAAUCUGUGACCUUGAGAAUAAACUCUCCAAGUACACCAACGGCACAGCCUAAUACACACACAUCCUUCACACACACACACACACACACACACACACACACACACACACACACACACACACACACACACACACACACACACACACACACACACACACACACACACACACACACACACACACACACACACACACACACACACACACACACACACACACACAAAAUUCCUCUAUCCACAUACACCGCCACACAGCCAGGCCAACAUUCAAUCAAAGCUGUUAGCAACAAGCACAUUGCACUUGACUUUUAAAGGCAAUUUACGAUUGAGCUGAAAUCCGCGGGUGUAUACCAUGAAUGUGAUCUCCGUGAACAACUGUGAAAUUGACUUUUAAAAGGUGCAUUGUCGUUUGUGUAGUUCACAGCUCUGCAACCUGCCUUUGAAUAAAUUCCACGCUAGCAACCCCAAUAACCCCUAACUUCAAACACAUAUGACCCCCACCCCCCCACACACACACACACACACACACACACACACACACACACACACACAGACACCCCCCCCCCUCCCCCAACAAUGCUCAGUACCUAGAGAGAGUGUCAGUUGAAAAAUUAUGUUUGAGUCGGGUUGUGAGAGACAUUUUGUGAAAGUUACUGGAAUUUUUAAAACCUAGUUGAGAGUCCAAACAGUAUCAUAGGCUACACACACGCACUGUCCUCAUCCCUCCAUCCAUCACCGACCAACACUCAGUAAUAACCAUCUCUGGCUGUCAGUCAACCUUCUCAAAAUGUAAAUAGUGAGAUAAAGAAAAAAAUGUGUGUGGGGAGGGGGGGGUUAAAAAAUACCCACAUUUGUGGAAAAAAAAUUAAUCUAAGAAGACUUUAGUGUGUUCUGUAAAUGAUUAUACAUGAGACAUGUGAUGACAUCAAUUAAAACAAUCUUUUUUUUAACUGGUUGGACGAAACUUUUCAUUUUCUUGUGUCAUGGAGCUGCUUUUAUUUUUUUAUGUAAUGUUUUCCUGGUGUUUUACAAAUGUUUCAUCCUGAGAAUAAAUCACUCUUUUUCCUGUG